CAGGCGGGCCCGAGGCCAGCCGCGCUGCCGGGGGCGGCCCCGCCCCGGCCGGCAAUGGGCGGACCGAGGGACGCGGGGCUCGAACCGGCGGCGCUCGGGAGGCCGAGGGGGGGGGGGCGGAGGGCCCGCUGCGCCCAUGGCCUCCGCGCUGGAGGACCCGCUGCUGCUCCGUCCUCUGCGAGGCCACCGGGCGGCGGUGACGGGCGUCAGCUUCAGCGCGGACACCGCGGGGCUGGCCACCUCUUCUUUGGAUAGGUCUCUUAUGAUAUGGAAGCUGAAGAAGCAGUGCAGAGCUUACAAAUUUGUGGGUCACGAGGAAGCUGUGACCAGCGUGCAGUUCUCACCAGAGGGGCGUCUACUUGCUUCAAGUUCCCAGGAUCGUACUGUCAGACUAUGGAUCCCUUGCAUUCAUGGAGAAUCAUCGGUACUGAAAGGUCAUACAGCAUCUGUUCGUAGUGUGAGCUUCUCACAUGAUGGCCAAUUCCUAGUUUCAGCUUCCAAUGAUAAAUCGAUAAAAAUAUGGAGCGUUCAACGUCAGCGACUUUUGUUUUCCUUAUUCCAACACACUCAUUGGGUUCGUUGUGCCAAAUUUUCACCUGAUGGAAGACUAAUAGCAUCUUGCAGUGAGGAUAAAUCUGUGAAGAUCUGGGAUACAAGAAAUAAAACAUGUAUUGAUAGUUUCAUAGAUUAUGGAGGGUUUGCGAAUUUUGCAGAUUUCAACCCAAGUGGUACAUGUAUAGCUUCUGCAGGUUCUAACCAUACGGUGAAACUGUGGGAUAUUCGAAUGAACAAGCUACUACAGCACUACAGAGUUCACAGAGCAGGGGUUAAUUGUGUAUCGUUCCAUCCUUCUGGUAACUAUCUCAUCACUGCUUCUUCUGAUGGUACCCUUAAGAUUUUGGACCUCUUAGAAGGAAGACUUAUUUACACGCUUCAUGGACACAAGGGUCCUGUUCUUUCUGUGGCUUUUUCAAAAGGUGGUGAAAAAUUUGCCUCAAGUGGAGCAGAUGGCCAGGUAUUACUAUGGAAAACCAACUUUGAUUCAUUUGAUUAUAAAGUUCUCAAACACCACAUUAGAAGAAUACAUACUGAUGACCCUCCUCAUCUUCUUGAUAUUUACCCAAGGUCACCUCACCUCCAUGAUGAAAAGCUUCAGUCAGUUGAGGUCAACCCUACCUUUGAUGUGACUGAUACACAAACUCCUGACCCACCUGUUGUAGAGAUUACUUCUUCUCCAUCCUUUGGUACUCUGGAUGAUGUCAGCCACGAAGAUUUGCAGUAUACCCCUGCUUCAGUCUUGGCAACAAGUUCAAAGAGGAAGUCAGAGGAUGAGAGCGAAUCAGCUAUGCAUAAUGUGGACAAGCAAAUAGACAUCUCCCCAUCUCUGGGUAAUGCUUUGGAGAACAUUGUGGAACAGCUGGAUGUUUUGACUUUAACAAUUUCAAUCCUGGAACAACGGCUGACUAUGACUGAAGAUAAACUGAAAGAAUGCUUAGAAAAUCAGCAAAAAAUUUUACUUCAGGGAAGACAGGAAGAAUAAAAGAUGAAAAUGAACUGUAUUAAUGAUUAUGUUUUGUAUAUUCACAAGGAAAAAAUAAAUGUUGCUUCAUUGGAUUUCACUGUAAUUGGAAGAAAAAAAUCCUUUUCUAACUGUUGAUCUAAUAAAAACUGAAAAAAAUAAGUAUGACAUUUUAAACAUUAGUAGCAAGCAGAUAGUCUGGUUAUACAUUUAAUAAAGUGUAGCCCAGAUGAAAUUAAUAUGUUGUAAAAUCAUUCCCAAUGAAAGUUACAGGAUUCUUAUUUCAACACAGUAAAAUCUUUAACUAAAACUAAACAAUAAGCUAUAUCUUUUUACAUGAACAGCAAUCACUGUGGAAGUGCACUAUGCAGGUUUUUCAGCUCAGGUAAGGGCUAUGAAAAUAAAACUCUUUGUACUAAGGCAAUAUUACUCUAGCACCUAAAUUAAAUUAGGCCUAAUUAGCCCUGACUGCUUAAAUGCCAGAGGUUUUCUUUGUCCCUUACGUACUGUCAAAUAUGUUAACAAAAACUCAUACCACAUACUGCUCAUAUUCUAAAUAUUAUAGUGAUGAUUAUGAGAAGAUUUAGUGUAAUAACUUUUGGUUAAAAAUAUGAAAAUGAAGUCACUUAAGCUUUGAAACAAUAAGGGGAUGUGUGUGAAUUCAGCUGCAAGACAUGCAGUCUAGCACUUCCACCAGAAUUCAUUUUUCAUAUUUAGAAGGUACAUUUCUGAGGAAUAUAUCUGAACCAAUAUAUCUGAACCAAACACAUAAUGAUGCAAAGUUUAUAUCAGAAAUAUAAAAGAUCCUCAUCCUCCGGGGACUUCCACAGAUGCUCAAAUUUCACAUGCUACAAAUUCCCCCCAUAGUUUAACACAUUACAAAUUAAGCUACAAAUCUGUAAAGACGUCAUGUGAUUCAAGUAUAAUGAAUUUUGGUUUUAUUUGUAAUAAAAAUGUGUUUUUUAGAAAGACA
Messenger RNA from Oxyura jamaicensis (ruddy duck), 2492 nucleotides. RefSeq names its product POC1 centriolar protein B (gene POC1B). Gene Ontology annotation, biological process: cilium assembly. The transcript has 12 exons. NCBI's taxonomy places the organism in Eukaryota, Metazoa, Chordata, Aves, Anseriformes, Anatidae. Gene Ontology annotation, molecular function: protein binding. Gene Ontology annotation, cellular component: ciliary basal body; centriole. The coding region runs from base 137 to 1540 and encodes 467 amino acids. The record is from RefSeq and is a predicted model, not a curated record.